Molecule: messenger RNA, 4724 nt
Organism: Lampris incognitus (smalleye Pacific opah)
Lineage: Eukaryota; Metazoa; Chordata; Actinopteri; Lampriformes; Lampridae
Gene: zzz3
Product: zinc finger, ZZ-type containing 3
Exons: 12
Coding region: 400-3276 (958 amino acids)
Molecular function (GO): zinc ion binding
Source: RefSeq, a predicted model, not a curated record
GACCGCUCGCGCUCGCGCGCCGCGCGCGCGCGUGUGUAGGCAGCGUAAUGAAACACGGGGUGAGCGAAACGCGAAACAAUCGCUUUGUCGCAACGGAGUCCCCCUCCUCUCCUUUUUUUUUUUUUUUAAAAAACGUCAAUUAACCACAGCCGCCCCCCGAAGGGAAAGCCCAGCGGCCGGCGUUGACGCGCCGCGCUAAUCGGCAGGGGCGCGAAAUGUGCAGCAGAGUUGCCGUUUGACGAGCGCGGCGGAAUCGGCUCACGCGCCCGACUGGCGGAGUGGACCGAAAACAUGGCUGCCGCUGCCCGAUUUGCGGCGGACGUGCGGAAGUGAGGUGCUGACAUUCUGCCGCAGAGGAGAGAGCACCAGGAUGAGGAGACUGUAGGCACCCACCAUAGUAUGGCCGCGUCUCGUUCCUCGCGUGUCACAAGGUCAUCAGUGGGUCUCAAUGGAUUGGAUGAGAACUUCUGUGGUCGAACCCUCAGGAACCGAAGCAUUGCCCAGCCAGAGGAGACGUUGGUGUCUGCUCUGCCCCGGGCACGCUCGCCAAAAAAGAAACAGGACGCGAAGCAGGAUGCAAAGCUGGACACCAGGCAAGACAGCCAGCAGCAGCAGACCUCAUCACAGGGGAAGGUAGCUGAUUCCAAGGCUUCUCCUGUUGAGGGGGAGCAAUGGGCCAGCUCCAGGAAACGAGGUGUGUCCUGUUCAGAGAAAGACGGCAGCCCAGAAAAGUCGGAGAACUGUGAGAGAGGGAGGGGGGCGCAGGAUGCCUCUCCUCAACAAAAAAGGGCCAAGCGGUGCUCCCGCUCAGGAGAGUCUCAGGUACCUGAGGAGGACCCACAGCCUGUGAAACCUGAGAGCCCAGUCUCUGUCCCUGAGAUGAGCAAUGACAACAGCAACAAGGAUUUGCCUGACCAAAACUCUGCCGCUGUGGCCCCUGACUCCCCUGUCCAUAGUAAAGAGGAAGGCAAAGCAGCAGACAAGGGCAAAGCAGCAGACAAGGGCAAAGUGGAGGACGGCCAAUUGGUGUGUGAUGGGACAGCUGAGGCUCCAAAUGCUCACAAGGCCUCUAAUGGACUUGGAGAGACUAAAGCAGAGGACAAACAAUCUAGCACUCCCUCCCCAGAGCCUGGCGCAGAUCCCACAUCUGCUACAAACAGCCCCUCUCUGCUCAAUGGCAGCCAGUCAUCACACUCACACACAGGGGCUCCCUCCUCCCCUGACCCCAUCGUGCCUUGUAGAAACUCUGUCAUUGGGCAGGCGGAAGUCUGCGGCUCAGGAGAAACGCUGGCCUCACCUGCAACAACACUGGAGGCUGUGCCAGGGGAUCCUGUUCCUGAGCUGAUGGUGGCUAAGGAGCAGGAUGUGGGGGAGUCCAUCUCUCUGGCCCUUGAGGAGCAGGUAAUGGAGGAGAAGGAGGGAGGCAGCGCUAAUGGUCGACUACCAAUACUGUCACAGGAGGUUCCAGCUGCUCCCGCUAACCCCUCUUCCUCCACUACUACCAACACCGCUGCUAACAACAUGAACAAUAGCCCAAUCAACAACAACAACAACAGCAACUCAGGAGAAACCCCACCCCCGCUAGUACCAACCCCUUCCCCCACAGAGCCAGAAUGCAUGCCCCCUUCCCCCUCAGAGCCAGGAUACAUCCCAUCUGUAUCCAGCACACCCCCCUCUUUCACAGAGCCCCAUGAACACAGAUACACCCUUCGGACUUCACCCAGGAGGGCCACCAAUGGUGGCAAACCCUCCUCCCCCAAGCCCAUUUCCCCUCCCAGAGACAACGGCCCUCUGAGGGAUGAGGGGAUGGUUGGGCAGGAAGAGGCCUGCCCCAGGCUGGAAGAGCCUGCCCCUGCAAACUGUAUUGGCCCCUCUAGUGAGGGUCAGGCCUCCUCGGACCCUGGUGACAGGGCAGAGGUUAAGGACAGCGGGGCCAUGGAGGCCAAAGAAAUGGGUAGCAGAAAGGAGCCGGUGCGGAUCCAGGCUGCUGAUGAGGAAGAGGAAGAGGAGGAGGAAGAACCGGAUGUGUAUUAUUUUGAGUCGGACCACCUGGCUCUCAAACACAACAAAGAUUAUCAGAGGCUGCUGCAGACCAUCGGCGUACUGGAGGCCCAACGCACGCAGGCCAUACUGGACCUGGAGACUCUCGCCCGCCACCAGAGACAAGCACUCGCUAACCCCAUCAGCUUUGUGGAGCAGCUUCAGAAACAGGUGAAUCUGGACUUGCCCUGCCCCCAGCGAGUGGUCCAGCUCCCUGACAUAGCAUGGGACCAGUACACUUCAGGUCUGGGGGACUUUGAGAGGGAGUUCUGUGACAAAAAACGCAAAACCAGGCGUCUGAAGCUGAUCUUCGACAAGGGGUUGCCUGUCAGACCGAAAAGUCCUGUGGAACCCAAGAAGGAAGGCGAGUCCUCCACCAUGUACUCCUCGCUGCCCACCAGUGACGGUCCAGAGAAUGGCAGGCAAGCGCAGAUGAUCCGAGGGAGGUUAUGUCAUUCGAACAAGCCUGACACAUUUAACCAGCUGUGGACUGUGGAGGAACAGAAAAAGCUGGAGCAGCUUCUGCUAAAAUUCCCUCCUGAGGAGGUAGAGUCCAGAAGAUGGCAGAAGAUUGCUGAUGAACUGGGGAACAGGACAGCCAAACAGGUUGCCAGCAGGGUUCAAAAGUACUUCAUCAAACUGACUAAAGCUGGUAUCCCUGUGCCUGGGAGGACACCCAACUUGUGCAUCUACUCUAAAAAGGCAUCCAGCAAGCGUCAGCACCACCUCAACAAGCAUCUGUACAGGCCAUCCACCUUCCUGGCCUCCUACGAACCUCCGGUCUACAUGGAUGAUGAUGAUGAAGAUCGCUCGGCCUACUACAGUGGCGUGCAGGAUCCCUCUGCUGAUGACUCGGAUGACGAGGGUGUGCCGGUUGAGUUGAGGCACCUGCCUGAGUACAAGGAGCUCUUGGAGCUGAAGCAGCUGAAGAAGCAGAAGAUACGUGAGAUCCAGGAGGAGAGGGGAGCGGUGCAGCACCUCGGUUUCAAGUGUGACGUGUGUGGCACAGAGCCUAUCCAGGGAGUGAGGUGGCACUGUCAGGAUUGUCCCCAGGAGACCUCGGUUGACUUAUGCUCCAACUGCUCAGACUGCUUGUUAAAAACGGAGACGCACAAACCCGACCACCACUUGGAACCCGUGUACCAGACAGACACCUUCCUGGAUAGGGACUACUGUAUGCCGCAGAGCGCAGGCUACAACUAUCUGGACCCCAACUACUUCCCUGCCAACAGAUGACAGGGGCCCAGGCGUCCCUAGCUCCAGGCUCUCUCCACAUAUCCCACAGGCCGCUCUGUGCAUGGCUCCAUCCUCCAAGUACAAGAUACCCGCUUAACCCGCCACCAGGCAGGAAGGCCAGCAGGCAGGCAGGCAGGCAGGCAGGCAGGCAGGCAGGCAGACAGGCAGACAGACAGACAGACAGACAGACAGCCCACCCGGGGGCCUCAGAGCAUACCACGGCGCUGGUGGUCAGGGGCUGUUGGUAAGUGGCCACCCUGACUCAAGUGAGGGCCUCCAUGUUGAAUUGUUUGGGGGGGGGGGGGGUCCUCCUGCUCUACAUCGACAGGGUUAAUCUAUGGAUCUCUAUUUAAAAAAAAAAACAUACAAAAGUAAUACACUAUUUUUAAAAACAAGAUGAGAAGGCACACUGACAUUCCCGAGUCCUGGGACUCCAGAAGGGGCCACGUCUGUCUCGGUUCCCCUCCUCCUUCUGCCAUAAGACCGGAGGACCAAUGGUCUCUCCCUGGUGAGGGUCCACUGAGAGGAAAUAUGCGGUUGACGAGUGACAUAGUGGGGGUCGGGCAACGGAUCCUAGCGCCCAAAUUAGCAUCUCUGGCCACCAGCCCAGUAGGAAGUCCCAGUCCCAGGAGCUUUGUCCAUCAAUGUGACGAUCUAAAAACAGACUGCACAAUGUCUACACGGAGGCCACCCUACCACUGUCACUCAAGGCUGCUCUCUACCCCGUACCUCUCAACAUCUCUCGCCAUCUCUCACACACAGUCAUGGUUUUUUUUUUGUUGUUUAUUUUGUUUUGUUUUGUUUUUGUUUUUUUGCGUCGUCCUGUCCACUAAACCUUUUUAGUUUCUGACAAAGAAGCACUACAGCAUGGAGAGCAAACGUUUUCAAAGGAAGACUUGCGGACAUACGGAAAAGUGUAGAAGAUUUUUCUUUUCACCAAAUGUGCGGUCAUCGACCGUGUGGAGUAUACAAAUAAACGGUGAAAGGCAGCAAGCGCUAGUUGCUGUGUGCCAUUUUUUUUGUUCCGUUGACCUCUGAACCUACCCACAUCUCCCUCCCUGUGUGGCACCAUUGAACUACAUUAAAUUGACCUGCUCAUCAUGUAUCUAGAUCCUCCGUAAUUUCAGUCUGCUUUGAAAUCCGUUAAAUAAGGAAAAAAAAAGAAGUAUUUUUAUUGAUCUAUUUAAAAAAGAUGAAUUAAGACGGUGGUUGCUGCCUCUGAACAGCGGAGGAGUCCACACAAUUUUAUACACAUAGAUUUUGUUGUGCUUGAGUAGACACCAUUUUGUAUGGUUUUUGUUUUGUCUCCCUUCCGCACCCCCCCUUUACCCAGCUUCAAUAUCUGUGUAUAACAGUCUGUUCUUAUGUAAAAAAAAAAACUAAAAAAAAACAAAACAAAAAAUGAUGCUAGAGGAGAACUGUGGAAAAUAAAAGUAUGUGAAAUUAGU